This is a messenger RNA of Exophiala bonariae, 2121 nucleotides long. RefSeq lists its product as uncharacterized. Gene Ontology annotation, molecular function: fatty acid binding; FAD binding; acyl-CoA oxidase activity. Gene Ontology annotation, cellular component: peroxisome. Bases 1 to 2121 code for a protein of 706 amino acids. Gene Ontology annotation, biological process: lipid homeostasis; fatty acid beta-oxidation using acyl-CoA oxidase. Lineage: Eukaryota; Fungi; Ascomycota; Eurotiomycetes; Chaetothyriales; Herpotrichiellaceae. The record is from RefSeq and is a predicted model, not a curated record. The transcript has a single exon.
AUGGCCGAUUUCAUCAUCAAACUGAAGCCUGCAGAGCCUCAAGGCCGCAAAAUCUUGGAGACAGAGCGCGCACGAUCUGAUUUGAACGUCAAUCAGUUGGCGCAUCAUCUCUUACAUCGUGAUAACUUCCUGGAUAGACAGGAAAGGGUGUUGGCAAUCAUUGAGAAGAACCCGCUCUUCUCCAAAACAACCAAUCUAAAUCUUUCAAGGCCUGAACGGUAUCAUGUCGGUCUCGCACGUGCAAAGGAAGUGCGACGCCUUGCACGACGUGAGGGAUGGAGUGCCGAGGACUACACAAUGGCAAAUUAUCUUCUCGACGAAGUCUCGCCCUAUUCUCUGUCCGACAGCAUGUUUACAGUCUCAUUGCAGCAGCAAUGUGAUGAGCAACAACGAACACAGUGGCUCGGGAAGGCCGAAAACUGGGAAAUCACUGGCUGCUAUGCUCAAACAGAACUUGGACAUGGGAGUAAUGUCCGACAAAUUGAGUGCCAGGCAAGGUGGAAUCCUGAAACGAAGGACUUCACCAUCCAUAGUCCUACUUUGACAGCUUCGAAGUGGUGGAUUGGCAGUUUAGGUCGGACAGCCGACCACGCCGUAGUGGUGGCACAGCUCUUGAUUCCUAGUUCGACAGGGAAGAUGCAAUCAUACGGGCCACAUCAGUUUAUCGUUCAAAUUCGACAUCUUCAAACUCGCAAACCGCUCAAUGGAGUUGCGAUUGGGGAUAUCGGGCCCAAAUAUGGUUAUGCGUCCAUGGAUAAUGGCUACAUUCUUUUUGACCAUUUCCGAGUUCCCCGGACUUCAUUGUUGGCUAAAUACUCGAAGGUGGACAAGAAUGGGAAGUACACCAGAUCUCAAAGUUCGGCAACAGUAUAUGGCUCAAUGACAUACGCCCGGGCAUACCUCAUUGGUCAGGCUGCGUUAGUACUUGCACGCGCAGUCACCGUCGCCGUCCGCUAUACACUCAUCAGACGUCAAUUCAGCGACCGAGAUUCCGCCUCCACGAACACGGCGGAGGAGGCUGUACUGAACUAUUCCACAGUUCAGAUCAGGGUUUUACCAUUACUUGCAACAACCUAUGCGCUACACUACACGGCUGAGAUGGUGAAGGACGCUUUUCAAAACGUGAGAGCACAGAUUGACAAGGACAACGAUUUCUCCAAAUUGGCAGAGAUGCAUGCCAUGUCAUCCGGCUUGAAAUCGCUCUGCACGAGUCUUGCAGCGAAUGGAAUCGAAACAUGUCGCCGUGCUCUUGGGGGCCACGGGUUUGGUGGCCGUAGUGGUUUGAUUCCACUGAACGCAAAUUACCUGAACAAGCCCACGGUCGAAGGGGAUAAUUGGAUGAUCACACAGCAAACGGCAAGCUACCUCAUAAAACGGAUGCAGACGUGUAUCGAAACUCCCACCAUGACCCCGGUAGAUAAAGUGGACAUCACGUUUCUACAAUUUCUCACCACAAGUAGUCGUCGACGAUCUCUCGAUCUAAUAGCAUAUGGACCUGAUGAUUUGGUGGCUGCCUUUCAAUACCGCGCAAGCUAUUUGGCUCACAAAGCCUACCAGCUGCGCAUCAUGCAAAAGUUCUCUUGGAACGACAUGCUCAUUGAAUUGCAUCACUUGAGCAACGCUCACUGCGAAUUCCUGCUUGUCCAGAGUUUCCACGAUGCGCUUCAGCAGCCUUUCCCACCACUUGAUGCUGCAACACACCGUACAAUGCAGCAGCUAUUCAUGCUCUUCGCUCUCUUUACUUUGCAGGAUAAUUCUUCAGACUUCAUAGCCAUGGAAAUUUUGAAGCCUUCACAGCUUGACACGUUGAAGACGGAAAUACGACAGUUAAUGCAAACAAUACGGAUUCAUGCUGCCCGACUGGUCGAUGCCUGGAGUAUCCCUGACUAUCUUUUGGACAGUGCUCUUGGAAGAUAUGAUGGCGAAGUCUAUCCCGACUUGUUCAAGUCUGCUCACGAGCGAAACCCACUGAAUGCAGAGGUCUUCAACAGUGAUUAUCGGAGCGAAGAGAUCAUCUGGGGAGAAGGGGAGGAGCAUGCUCGACGGAGAAUUUUAGCGCUCGUGCAGGGCACUCCUAGCCUUGAGAAUACCGAGAUUGGCUCACUCAAGGCGAAUCUAUGA